Gongylonema pulchrum is the source of this 864-nucleotide messenger RNA. Lineage: Eukaryota; Metazoa; Nematoda; Chromadorea; Rhabditida; Gongylonematidae. The record is from the annotation of a GenBank genome assembly.
AUGUUUUAUGGUGAAAAAAUUGUGCAAGAGAUUUGCAGAAUUGCGAAUACAGUGCGAUUAUUACGGGAGAAUGGUCUCAAUUAUGUGUUGGUGUUACCGCCUUGGGGCGGUCUGCAUCACUGGAGGAGAAAUCACUUGAAAGUGCCGUGGUCACGUUUCUUUCACGUGCGCAGCAUCAACGAAUUCGUCCCUGUCAUUGAGUUUCAUCAUUUCUUGAAAGAAACCAAUAAUGAUGCAAUUGAUGAGGUGCUGUAUUUACAAGGCUAUGCCGAAGGCUGGACGAAUGGAAAAUAUGAACUAAAAUAUGAAGAACGAGACUGCAUCGUUGGUGAUCGCCAUUACAAAUUCAUUAAUGGGCUUUGGUAUUACCGGAGCUGGAUCAGUCUAGUAGAGCAUUUUUGGCGCAAUUCCAGGAAAGGAUGGUUUUUUGCGUAUGAUAACGUCUAUGCUCGUGCAUUCUCAUGCGUUUCGAUACAAGGGGAUUCGGAGACCUUAGCCACGCUUAUCGAGAAGGAUCAUCAUCGUGCCAGUUCGCUGAUGAUCGAUCGAGCAGAAACGGUGCUUCAUUCACAUUUUGGUGACUUUCAUUACUGGGAAGCGAGGCGCUCCAUGCGUUAUGCAAAACAUCUGCGUCUUGUUGCUGAUCAAUUUAGAGAGCGACACCUCGAUUCCAAUGACGUAAAAGACAGGACCGUGCUCCCCGACUCGUGGAAAGCAACCAGAAAGGAACAUGCAGAGGCGAGAGGCGGCGAUUACAUUUGUGUUCAUUGGAGACGUCGCGACUUCGUGCGUCAUCAUGGUACUGAUAUACCAUCCAUAAACGGUACUGCCAGACAGGUGAAUUUGUCUUACUCAUACUCGUGA